GUUUGAUGUCUUGUUUAGGAUACCUAGUCUUUGUUUUGUGCAAACGAAGCAGAAGAAAAGAAAGUGUGAGGCCAAGUCCUGAAUGUUCCACUGAGAACUUUCUGGGUUUUAAAAUUUUCAUCUUUCUGUAUGCUGAAUUACGUGGUAGCGUAGUAAUCCAACGAAUCCCCGUUGCUCGCAAUCCUUUACGGGCCGCAUCUACUGUAAAUUCAGUCCACGCCCGCGCCUAGGCCCAUAGAUAGAUCCAGGUCUUUUCCUCCAGACCAGGACUACCGGCCUUAAUCACUCGUUUCUUUGUCGGUUUUUUGAGGUUCUUUGUUCAACAUCCAUUCGUUUCUGUCCUACAAGCUCCUCUCUCGUUACCGGCGGCGUGCGGUCAUUAGCUGUUUCUUUUGCUUUUGCGGAUUCUUGCGAAAAACAGCAACCGAGCUCCGGAUUCGCCACACCCCGUCUCCUACGAUACACGGAAAGUUAAUUGAACCACGAGACGACGACGGCACGACAACCACUCUCUUUGGGUAAACAGAAGCCGACAACGAGGCUCCCACAUUCGUGGUAGAAUUAUUCACAGGUCAACAUUGGUUCAUCCGAAGAUCUCGUGAAGCUUUUAAAAGUUCGGACAAAGCUCUCACAUCAGACCUCAAUUCACGAUUGAUUGGCCUCGGCUUGCCACUGAAGCCUAGACCCAGGGCAACCUGUACUAUCGUCUGGGUUCGCCUCUCACAGCCGCCCUUCGUGGGCCCAAAGUCGACCGGCAUGGAGUACAUAGAAAGAAGGGCAAUGGCGCUGCUGUCUAGGGACGACGACGACCCAGCCUCCCAGCUGCUGAAGCUUCUUCAAGACCCUUUCAACAAUAUUCUGCAAGUACGAUCAGUUUGGUCAUCGCUUGCCUUCUCCGUCUCCAUCUGUGCGGGCAUCGCCUUGCUAUUCUCCUUCAUCCGCCCAUACAAUACCGUCGUCUACGCCCCCAAAUUGAAGCAUGCCGACGAAUCAAAGGCGCCCCCUCCGCUGGGCAAGGGAAUCUUUGCCUGGAUGGUACCGUUAUGGACCACCGACGAGAAGGAACUGAUUCGCCUGGUGGGCAUGGACGCGGCACUUUUCUUGCGGUUCCUCAGGAUGUGCCGAAACAUGUUCUUUGUCCUCGCCGUUGUCUCAUGUGCCGUGGUUAUCCCCACCAACAACAACAAGAGCGGCGAUAGGGACAACCCAGAUGUCGACUGGCUGAUGAAGAUCACCCCGCGUAACGUGUCUGGAGAGAUUCAAUGGGUAACUGUGUUUGUCUCUUACUUCUCGACUUUUACCGUCUGCGGUUUCUUGUGGUGGAACUAUAGGAAGGUUCUCCACAUGCGUCGGGAGUACUUCCAGAGCGAAGAGUUCCAGAACAGCUUGCACUCACGGACGUUGAUGAUGUAUGAUAUUCCGAAAGGCAUGGCCAGCGACGAGGGUAUUGCCAGGAUCAUCGACGGAAUCGCACCCAAUUCGUCCUUCUCCAGGACUGCUAUCGCUCGAAAUGUCAAGAUUCUACCCGAGCUCAUCAAGGAGCACGAAAAGGCUGUGCGAAAGCUGGAAGAGGUUCUGGCCAAGUACCUCAAGGACCCCAAGAAUCUGCCUCCGAAUAGGCCAGUCUGUGAGCCAUCGAAGAAGGACCGGUCGUAUGGAACUUACCCGAAGGGACAAAAGGUCGAUGCCAUCGACUACCUGACCCAACGGAUCAAGGAUCUCGAGAUUGAGAUCAAGGAGGUCCGUCUCAGCGUCGACAAGAGAAACACCAUGGGAUAUGGAUUUGCUUCGUACUCGGAUAUCAGCGAAGCCCACGCGAUUGCUUACGCCGCAACCAAGAAGAAGCCGCUAGGUGGAGCCAUUAUCACGCUGGCCCCUCGGCCGAACGAUAUCAUUUGGGACAAUAUGCCUCUAAACAGUUCAACCAGAUCGCGCAAGCGAUUCAUCGUUACGUUCUGGAUUGCUGUCCUUACCUUUCUCUGGAUUGCCCCGAACGCCGGAAUCGCUAUGUUCCUUGUCAACUUGAGUAAUCUGGGCACUCUCUGGAAGGCUUUCGGACAGAGUCUGGCUGAUAACAAGACCUUCUGGAGUUUGGUCCAGGGUAUUCUCAACCCAGCCCUUACUUCUCUUGUCUAUCUCGUUCUGCCCAUAAUUUUCCGUCGCCUGAUGAUGCGGGCAGGUGAUCAGACAAAAUCUGGAAGAGAGCGACACGUCGUGGCGAAGCUUUACUCUUUCUUUGUUUUCAACAACCUGAUCAUCUUUUCUCUUUUCAGCUCCUUGUUUGCCUUCAUCUCCAGCUUGGUCAAGCAGGUCAACAACGGUACCGAUGCUGGCCAAGCUAUCCUCAAACAAAAGCUCGGCCAUGCCCUUUUGAUUUCACUUUGCAACAUUUCUCCCUUCUGGGUGACGUGGCUCCUUCAGAGGCAAUUGGGUGCUGCCAUCGACCUUGCACAGCUUUGGCCCUUGAUUUACAGCUUCUUUAGGCGCAAGUUCUCUAGCCCCACUCCUCGCGAGAUGAUUGAGCUUACCGCACCACCUCCCAUCGACUAUGCGAGCUACUACAACUACUUCCUCUACUACGCCACCAUUGCACUGGCUUACGCAGUCAUUCAGCCAUUGGUUCUUCCGGCAGCUGCUCUGUACUUCAUUAUCGAUGUGGCACUGAAGAAGUACCUCUUACUGUACGUCUUUGUCACCAAGACCGAGUCGGGUGGUAUGGUCUGGCGCGUGCUUUUCAAUCGUUUGGUCUUUGCAACCAUUUUGGGCCAACUGGUCGUCUUCCUUACUGUCUGGGUCCGCGGAGAUGGAGAAAUCGAAGCCGGUACUCCAAAAACCCAGGCCUAUGCUGUGGCGCCACUCCCAUUUAUUAUGAUCAUCUUUAAGAUCUAUUGUGCCAAGGUCUUUGACACAAAGAUUAAAUACUUCUCAACCACGUUCGUUACAGCCGGCGAUCCCGAGGCCGGCAUGCCCGUUGGCAAGGAAAGUCAUCGCAACGAUCGUCUGGCGGCUCGCUUUGGUCACCCAGCAUUGUACAAGCCUCUCAUCACUCCCAUGGUUCACGCCAAGGCGCAAAACAUACUGGCCUCGGUGUACCAAGGUCGCCUCUCAGAUGGAAGGGAGGCCGGUACCGGCGAUACCAUGUCCACUUCGGGAUACUCGGAUACUUUUAAUCUUGGGCCGAUGCAUGCUGGGAAGCCCGGCAAAUCAGCUUCGGCCAUGCCUGGAUUUGAGGUGGUGCCUGAGUCCAAACUAGAUUUCGAAUACUACAAGAAUCGGGAUGAGUUUUCGCAGGAGCAUGGUGGCGGGGACAUCUUUAACACUAGACCUGGAACACCAAGCCUCCCAAGCGGCCCUGACUCCAGACCAGGCACGCCAGUGGGUGGAAUGACUGGUCGUCGUCAGUUCUCCGGGGCGCAUGGCAUGCGUCCAUCCGCUGACCCGUACGCCCGCGCCGGAUCACCUGGGCCGGCUGGGUAUUCGGCAUUCUCUCCACCAGCACCGUCACAUGGAAACAGCUAUUCAGGCCAGGUUUCGCCCUACGGCAUGGCCCCGACCCCAUACGGGCCGCCGUCGGCAGGCUUUGACACGUCGCGCACGAGGUCGCCCCUAUAUGGGAUAGGCAUCUCUGCAAACGAGAGCGGUUCCAACCUCGUGGGCAACGCGGCUGGGAUGCCAACAUCAAGGCCUCCACCUGUGCGUUCCAGCUCGCCCGACACCCCCGGGUCGACGGCCCCCGGCAUGUUGGGAGGUGGACCGUACGGAUACGGUAACCUUCCUCAAGAUGACCAUCAGGAUCCUAUGAGUUAUGACUACUUUAGAGGUGGGAACAGCGCUAGACGCCGCUGAGAUGUUGUUAUUUUAUCAUUUGGACUAGGUUUGGGGUGGUUUUUAUUUUCCAAAAAAGAAAAUGCAACUCAUUUUUUUUUUUAAAAACGUAGAAUUUUCAUGGUUUGGCGGGGGCUAUAUCAUCAGCGGUUGUCUUUUUUAAUAGAAAGCCAAGGAGAAAUCUGGCUCCAUUUACUUGACUAAAGUACCCUUCUUGUCUCUCCUUUUCCACCCUUUGGACAUGGUUCUGUCAUUUUCACAUGCGAAAACGAUUUCUACAGGAACUUUACGAUUUGGGUCUUGUCCGAUCACAUUUGUCUGCUGGACUCAUCGCAUAUCACAAUUGUAAUGCUCGCAUAACCGGGGCGUCUUGAAUCUAGUCAAAUUUUCAAAACAAAGCACUUGGU
Molecule: messenger RNA, 4232 nt
Organism: Pyricularia grisea
Lineage: Eukaryota; Fungi; Ascomycota; Sordariomycetes; Magnaporthales; Pyriculariaceae
Exons: 4
Coding region: 757-3846 (1029 amino acids)
Cellular component (GO): plasma membrane
Molecular function (GO): calcium-activated cation channel activity
Source: RefSeq, a predicted model, not a curated record